Messenger RNA from Colias croceus (clouded yellow), 2981 nucleotides. RefSeq names its product protein borderless (gene bdl). Gene Ontology annotation, biological process: homophilic cell-cell adhesion; axon guidance; dendrite self-avoidance. The record is from RefSeq and is a predicted model, not a curated record. Gene Ontology annotation, molecular function: cell-cell adhesion mediator activity. Bases 66 to 2096 code for a protein of 676 amino acids. Gene Ontology annotation, cellular component: axon; plasma membrane. NCBI's taxonomy places the organism in Eukaryota, Metazoa, Arthropoda, Insecta, Lepidoptera, Pieridae. The transcript is spliced from 9 exons.
GGGGGGCGCUGCGGCCGGCGCGCGGUCAGUCUCCGAGCGGGGCUGGACGACGCUGGCCAGGAGCAAUGCGCGCGGUCGCGCUGUUGUGUGCGGCGCUGGCGCUGGCGCCGCGGGCGCGCCCCUCGCUGCUGCCGCUGGCUGCGGAGCGCCUGCAAGCCUCCGUCGGCGGCUACGCGGUCAUGAACUGCCACCUCGACUUUCCUUUCGGAAAUGAGAUCCCGUAUCACCUCCAAUGGGAUAAAGACGGCGAAAGCAUCUUCUCGUGGUACAGCGGCGACGAGGCGCCGCGGCUGGCGGACCGCUGGGGAGGGCGCGUGCGGCGCGCGGAGGGCGCGGGGCUCGGCGGCGGCGCCGUCAACCUCACCUCCGUGCGCGAGACCGACGCCGGCCUCUACCGCUGCCUCGUCACCUUCCCCAACCGCACGCCGCCCGCCAGGAAUAACGGCACCUUCUACUACCUCGACGUUGACGGUGGCAACUUGAUAGUGACGCCGCCGAUGAACAAGACUGUGAUGGAAGGCGAGAGCGCGGAGCUGGAGUGUCUGCCGAAGAGUCGCGAGUGGGCGGUGCAGUGGUUCCACGAGGACACGAGCAUGGCGGAGCUGCCGGAGCUUGCGGCGCGUGCGCUGCAGGCGGCCAACGGCAGCCUGCUGCUGCGGCACGCGCUCAGCACGGACCCGGGCCGCUACGAGUGCCGCGUGGCCGCGCCCGACGGCCAGCGGCAGAGCGCCAGCGCCUACCUAGACGUGCAGUACAAAGCUAAAGUCGUGUACUCGCCCAAAGAACGGCACCUGCCGUACGGCAAGCCGGCCAGCCUGGACUGCCAUUUUAGCGCCAACCCGCCGCUCACCAACCUGCGCUGGGAGAAGGACGGCUUCCUCUUCGACCCGUACAAUGUGCCCGGCGUAUUCUACAGUCGCAACGGCAGUCUGCUGUUUAAUAAAGUGGACGAGUCGCACGAAGGUGUGUACUCGUGCACGCCCUACAACGCGCUGGGGUCAGGCGGGCCGUCGGGCGGCGUGCGCGUGCGCGUGCAGCGCCCGCCCGCGCUGGUGCAGCGGCCCAGCCCGCUGUACCUCGCGCGGCUCGGCCAGGAGCUCACGCUGCCCUGCUCCGCUGCGCUCGACCCUCCGCACGCUCCGCCCACCGUCGUAUGGACAAGGAAGGACGGAGGUUCGCUGCCCGAGGGGCGGUACUCAAUAGACGACGGCAACCUCACGAUCAGCGAGAUUUCAGAAGAUGAUCGCGGUGUAUACGUUUGCACAGUGAGCAACGAGGCGGACGUCCUCGCGGUCGAGAGCGAACUGCUCAUAGAGAACGUGCCGCCGCGCGCUCCGUACAACCUCACCGCGCUCGCCACGCACGACUCCAUACACCUCUCUUGGGUGCCGGGACAUAAUGGACUCGAUGUGGAGUACAACGUAUGGUACCGAGAACGCACGGACAGCGAAUGGCGAACUAUGAAGAUACUGUCGCGGGGAGUGACCGACGCGACGGUGGUGGGCCUGCGCCCCGCUACGCAGUAUGAGCUUCGCGUGCUGUCGCAAGAUCUCAUAGGGGAUGGACUAUUUAGUAAACCCAUUUUCGUCACGACAUUAGAUGUAGAAGUGAGCGAGGCGGUGAGCGAGUCGGCCGUGGCCGCGACGGAGGCGGCGCCGGGCGGCGGGGGGCGGGGGGAGAGCGGUGGGCGGCGGGGGGAGAGCGGCGGGCAGCGCGCCGAGCUGAGCGGGCCGGCCGAGCUGGACGUGAGCGUGCGCCUGCUGGACGAGGGCGCGCUGGUGCGCUGGGUGCCGCACGCGCCGGGCCGCUGCGCGCUGCGCUGGUACCGCGACGAGCCCGAGCGCACGCUGCUCGCCACGGCGCACACACAUCACGACUACAUACUCGUGAGCGAAGUGGAGGAGGGCGGGAGCUACUGGGCGCACGUGGAGUGCGGCUCGGCGUGGGGCGGCGCGGCGCUGCACGUGCCGCAGUACGCGCGCAUGCGCGGCGUGGCGCUCGGCGUGGGCGUGGGCGCGCUGCUGCUGGCCGCGCUGGCCGCCGCCGCGCUGCUGCUGCGCCGCCGCCUGUGCGCGCCCGCCAAGCGCGCGCGCUGACCGCCCGCCGCCCGCCGCCGCCGCCUGCCGCCUGACACGGGACAGCCUACGUCUAACUCCACUACGGCUGUUGAGCGAGCCCUAUUCCAAUACUAAUUGCGCAAAGAGACUUUGUUUUCGUGUAGGCAAUGUUAUUCGUGAACUGAUAAUCUUAGAAUAUAAAAAAAUACAAAAAUCUUUUUAUUGUUACUACCAAAAAUAAUACAAUCAUGCACUAAUCUCCACUGUAAGAUUCCCUGUGUUGUGGAGAAUAGUCUAAGCUAGUAAAUAAUAUGGUAAUUUGGACCAAGCUCGUGCUAGAUUAAGAUAGAUAGACUAAGAUAAUAUUAGGCACGAGGUAGUACCUCGUGCCUAAUAUUAUUAUCUUAGCUUAGCAUUGGAUUUUAAUUAGAUUCGGAUGUGUUUCAUCUCAUCGAUAAAUUAAGUGUGGGUACAUGUUAUUAGCAUGUAUAAUGAUGAAAAAAAUUACUUACAACAGUAUGAAGUAUGUAUUGAUUACCGUAAAUCUUUAUUUUUAAUAAUAUAAAGAAUAUAAUUUGGAGUAUAAAAACGUCUUGUCAUGCACAAGGUUGGGCUUGUUACAUUUACUACGGAGUACGGAAUAAUUGAUAUAUCUAAGCUAACAAUCUAACAUAUAAAUAAAUUAUAUUAUUAUAAUGUAUGACUUGGAUUAUAUUCUUUUGUUCCGUAUUAUAAAAUAACUUUCAACCAGAUUUCUGAUAUAUCUGAUCCAAUAGGUAGUCACAAUCGAAAUAAUCGGACUCGCGACACAAUGCGAUCCGUAGGUACAAAUAAGCUAUAGUAAAGUAUGUAUUUUUUUCUUUGCCCUCUAAAGCCCUCUUUAUUAUGUAUAUUAUGGUAUUAAUUUAAUAAAAUAACUUGUAC